GAUAGUACUGUUCAACAGAUGUUCCUUAUAAUUCCAAAUUCGUUAGAAGUCACCCAAUAAUGUUCUUUCACUGUUGGCGUCAGUGAAAGCGAAGACAAACAACCGAACAAAAGAACAAAUAAACAAAGACAGUGUAUUUGCAGCCUUGCCUUCAGAUUGCUGUCGCGAGAUCGCUCCCUAAAACUCGUAUAAUACAGGACAGACAUUUCGAAUCCUGGAAACCGCAGCUGAGUGCGGAGUCUCAUUUCCGCGUCUGCCGGAACGAAGCUGAGUUCGUAGAGAAGUGGACCACGUGCAAGCUUUAUUUGGUUCUUACGUCCCUUUCAAAGACCCUCUCGUGUUUUCAUAGCCGAAGAAGAUAUGUCAAGUUCAUCGAAUGCGACAUAUUCCUCCAGCGGUCCCCAUGAGGACUUCGACAUUUACUACGAGAUAGACGUAGCCUCCAUCGUUGUCAUGCUGUUCUUAGCUGUUGUAACGGUUAUCAGUAAUGGGGCUUUUUUAUGGACUUUCUACAAAGAUCCACUAAAAUGUCUCCGAAAGCCGUCUGCAAUUUUCAUCUCCGGUUUGACGAGCGCUAACUUUGUGAGCGGCCUGAUUGUGGAGCCAUCUUUUGUGGCGUUCUAUUUCCGACAUUUCCUCUCGCACUCGGCGGAAUUUCUUCAGUACUUCAGUGUUGCGCAGUUGUUUGCUUUUAUGACCACAACUACCUCAUUCCUCGUUACUUUGGCACUGGCAAUAGUUCAAUACUUACUUAUCAAGUUUCCCAGCAGUUAUCGGAAAAUCGUGAGCCCUGUAUCAGCAUUUGUCGGCGUACUUUCCAUUUGGAUUUAUUCGUUAAUUUUUGGCUUGAUUCCAUUGAUGUCUACCGUCAACAGAUUUGCAUAUGUGUUGACGAACCUUGUACUUCACAUAAUGAUACCGACUGUUUUACUUGUAAUCUUGUACAUAGCUAUUUAUUUGGAGUUUCGGAGUCGUUUUCAAGUUAACUCUGACAGAAGAAUGGAAGUACAACAAGCCUCAUUUCAACUCACAGAAUCCGAGGAACAGCGACGAAAAGCAGAAAAGGAUUUUGCCGUCGGAACGUUCAUUUUGACCUUUGUACUAAUAAUUCUUGUUUGGCCAUUUUGUGUGUCUCUGUACAUGGUGAACUGUUGUUUCACAGUGAGAACAGCUUUAGCAGUGAGAAUCGCUCAACUUUUCUUACUGUGCAAGUUUGCCGUGGAUCCGUUCCUGUUUGCUUGGCGUUUUCAAAAGUAUAGGAAGUCGUUGUUUCUAGCAAUGCAAAGUAUCUGUUUUUGUUUCAAGCCGACGUUACCGCGCGCCAUAAUUGUCAGAAAAAAUGAAAAAACCAGUCCUAAAACUGAUGAGGAUGAUGAUGAUGAAGAGGGACUCGAAGUAACUGUCGUGAGGGACUGAUUAAGAUUAACACUUUUAAAAGAUUGAUAUAAGAUAAGGCUAAUCUGUGACUAAUCUUCUCAGGCGUUCUAUGGGAUGUCACGCAACAUUCCUCACAAAAGGGGCUUUAUUCGAGGCAGAGUUAUGUGACAUCUUUAACGGCUUUAGAAGAGUAUAAUGUUUGGCAAACGCCACAUAUAUAAUUCAGGAAUAUUAGUAGAUCUCUUGCAUGAAUAACGUAGACGGCAAAUUCUAAUAAAUAGUGGAAUAUCUUAGAAUGGUUUUAGAAUGUCUAGGGAUGUCAAUUCUUGCUUUCACGCAUUCAAAGCCAUGUUUGUGAUUAGUAACCCUAUUACUUUCAAGUUGAUCAAUGUUGGUAUGUCCUGCAUUUAUUUGACGAGUAGAAUCAUUAACAUCAUUCUCUUCAAUUGUUUUGUAGAGGAACUCUAACGCUCGGCGGAAAGAGUAAUAUUCCUGUUAAAAUGAUUUUCAUUUUAUUUAUCUAUUCCUGACAAAAUUACUGUACAAGACUUUACACAGUCUAGCGAUACAUCAUUUUACGCUAGAAUGGUACAAUACACAAAAAAACUGCC
Molecule: messenger RNA, 1988 nt
Organism: Pocillopora verrucosa
Lineage: Eukaryota; Metazoa; Cnidaria; Anthozoa; Scleractinia; Pocilloporidae
Product: adenosine receptor A1-like
Biological process (GO): G protein-coupled receptor signaling pathway
Cellular component (GO): plasma membrane
Molecular function (GO): G protein-coupled receptor activity
Source: RefSeq, a predicted model, not a curated record